CUUCACCUCGAUCUCUCUCCCUCCACGUUGAGCAUAAGCUUACUUUCGCCUUAGCUUAGCUUCUAUAUACCUUUUAAUCCUGGUCGCAAAUGUCUAAUUUUCUAGAUAUUCCGGAUUCGGAUGAUGAGUUGGACCAUGAAGUCUGUUUUGGGGGUUAUAGAGGUGAUAUUGUGGGCAUACGCUACUAUCGCGGGACUGUGAACAACAACGAAAUGGUGUCGCUCACACGUGAACCUCACAAUCCGUACGAUAGAAAUGCUGUUAGGGUGGAUAAUGUUUAUGGAAUUCAAGUGGGGCACAUAAAGAGGGAGCUUGCUCGAGCACUAGCGGAUGUAAUGGAUAACAGACUGGUGCGAUUAGAAGGGUAGGUUUUGGCAAAGUUACCUUUACUUAUAUGUAAUAGCGUCGACAGUGUGUCGCUGGUUUCUUCAAAAUUUGUCACAUUUUUUAACAUGUUAUUUUAUGUUAACUGUUGUUUAACCGCUUGUGGAAUUUACGCCUUUAUGCAUUAAUAUUGAUUUACGUAUCUGCGCAUUUUGAAAUACGAGCGAGUAGGAAGAGAGAAAUAAAGAAUUGCAUUGCAAAACUAGAUGCAAGGCGUACAGAACUGAUAUGAUGUAAUGUGAGAAUUUCUCUGGCCAGUUCCCAGGGGUAUUUAAAGAAGUUUGGUUUUGUAUUGGCACUUGAACAAAUUCCCCAGAAUGCCAGUAGCUACAAUGGCAAGAUUUCCGUAUAACCCCAUACAUUAAUUAUACAUGCAUUCAUUGUUUAAUGAAAACAAAAGACAGAACAAUACUAAGCCUUUGGGAUUUCAGCUAUUCUUUGAGAAAUUUUUUAUUUUUUUUUUGUAAGUCUUUUUUGAAACGUGCUAAAUUUAGCGCUUUUUGCACUAAAAUAAGAACUUUUUGGAACAAAUUUCGGCCCAGUUGUUUGAAGGAUGGCUAAUAUCCUCUGGAAAAGUCUCUGUCCAGUGGAAAACACCAUUGGCGUUGGUUUCCCGAGUACUUGUCUGGUAGCAGGCGCGGAUUUAGAAUAAAUACUGACCGUUUUCCAAAACGAGCGUCGAAGGCGUAAGCUUCUAGGGGGGUCCGAGGCAUGCACCCCGUGAUUUUUUUUUUUUACUCCCUAAAGUCGCUUCUCCUGGGUUUCUGAGUCAUUCAGUCAGGAUAUUGGCUGGAUUUUAACUUGGAAAGUUUUUUUUUCAUGAAAAUUUAUUUAUCUAUGAAAACGCUGACCGAUUUUCGUAAAACGGUGGAAACUGGUGUGGAUCCGCGCCUGGGUAGAUAGAGCCCAUGUUGUUCAAGCUUUGGACAGUGCUAUCCACUGGAUAUUGUAGCUGCGAAAGCAGGGAUAUUUCCAUUGUCGCUUUUCUCCGCCAACUCUUUUCUCAGUAUGUGAAACAAAAGCAACAAUAGGGAAAAAAAGGCAUCAAAGGCAUCUGAAAUGGUCAGUGGUCACUAGGAAAGAUGGCAGUAAUUUUUCAGCUCCAUUAAUUUACAGUGAAUUUAGCUUAUUGAAGCUGCCUACAUUUGUGCUUUAGUAUUUGCUGACCUGUAAUUUAGGUCUAUUUAAUGCUGAAGUCAACUGGCUGCCUGGCUCCGCUAAAAAAGAUAAAGGCGCAUAAGAGCCAAAGGCCCAAACAGCCUGAGCUUAUCCCGGUUUCCUUAGUAUGAAGCAUGCUUAGGAGUAUUGCUCCUUUCCCCCGGCUGGGAUGCUAGUCCAUCGCAGGGUUACCCAAGGCUGUGCUCUAAGGGAAAAUAAAGGGAGCCCAGUGGUCUGAACCUGUAAAAUCUAGGUUGUCAGCAUAUGAUUUGUAUGAAAAAACUAAGAUUUUCUAGUCACCUAAAAGCAAAAGUUGGGCCCCAGGGGCCACCGGUUUCUGCUAGAGCACAGUCCUGGUUACCCCAGUAGUAUAUUGCCGGUACCCAGUUAUACCUAUUUAUUCAUUUAAAUAUAAUCUUUGCCAAGAGGCCUGGAUCACUCACAGAGCAAUUUCCACUACGAGGUCCAGAAAAAAAAAAAGAGAAAAUUAGUAAUACAACUAACAAGAAUGACAAUACUUUAGAAGCAACAAAAAAAGAAACUGAAAUGUAAAAACAGAAUUGUGGAGGACAUCAAUUAAAAAAUCACGAACGCAUACGAUCGAGCAAGCUGUUCAAUGGCCAACUAUUGUGGCACUUGUUACACAAACACUCUUAAAGGUCUGGGGGAUGUCAACAUCAUAAACAGACUUAGUGAGAUACAAGUAGUGAUUGAAAAGAUCUUUUUUUAAGUGCACCACUGAACAGUAAAGUUUUCCCGAUUCUUGGGGCUCUACAGGGAAAACUGUUCUCAAAGGUGACGGUGUUGGCCCUAAUCAUAUUCAACAGCGUACCCUUGGAGGAGACAGUAUAGUGCCCCUGGGUCUAGUGGAAUUCAUGACUGAAAUAAAAGGAUAUGAUAGACUAAAUGUGGCUAAAUGUAAUUUAGGCAAAGUUAACCUCGAAGCAAUGCUGGUCAGCAGUUUCCCCAACUAUACUAGGGGUGGCCGAUGCCUCUAGCAGGGGCACCUUGUGACAUAUAUUCGCAGUUGCUUGCUUGCAGUUCUUCGUAAAGUGUUGUUGCAAUAGCUUGCUGUUUGCGUGCCUUUUUGUGCUUUGGUUUUUUCCCAUCCCUCCCUCCCUCUGGAGUUAUGGGCCAGGUAAGUAUUGGUCGGUAAGUAUUCCACUGAAUUUUUCAGAGUGACGGUGCCUGGUGGGGGCCGCUCGCAGGGUUGCCAUGGAUACCUCCUCCUCAUGCUAGAGCAUCGCCCAGCUCCACCAACUUUGUACGCACCAACGCCCAAGCUCAUCUUUUGGUGAUGAGUUUAACUAAACAUUUUGAUACAUGCACCAAAUCUAAAAAUUUGUGCACCUGGGUGAAACAAGACAAAGUGGAGUAAAAUUCCUUGUCUAAGGAAACAACACGACAGGCGAGGCUUGAAACCACUGCUAUCCCCUAUAGUUACUCCAGGCAGGCAGUACUCUGAUAAUAAUUAUUUUACUUUUAAUAUUUUCAUUGUCUUCAUUAUUGUUGAGCAAGAGUGAGCAGUACAAAUAAAGAUUGCAGUACAAAUAAAGAUUGUUGCUCAUGCAGGCAAUAUAAAGGCAAGUUCUCUUUGUAAAGAAACAUUUUCAAAGAAAUUUGUUCCUGCACCAUGCUGUUAUAGGGUUUGCAGACUCUUGCCUUUAUUCCCUUUAAGGACUUGUAGCCCCCAAAUUUCCUGCAAUAACAGGAGUUGACUAUAGUUUUACAACAUAUAAAUGAUUUUGUGAAAAUACACCAUUUGUAUUUUUAGGGUUGUUCCCUUUGGAAAAAACAACAUCUAUACCAUGCCUUGUGAUAUUACAUUUUGGGGCAGACCAGAAAAUGAACAAGAAGUUCUCCAAAGGAUGCGUCGGCAUGGCUACAUGUUACGAACUUUCAGGGAACCAAUUCCACCAAAGAAUGGAAUGUCAAGUGGUACCUCUGCUACAAUGACGAACAUUGGCAGACCGCCUUCUAUUAAAAUUUCUCAUGAUCAGGUAGGUUUCCAGUGGAGUCAAUGUAUAAAAUAUACUUUAGUGGUGUUGUGUAGCCCAUUUGCUUUAAAAAACUGAUGUCAAACAUAACUGCUAACAUCUGGCAUUAAAACGAUGUUUGACUGGGAGAUCAGAUGAACAUCAGACUUGAAUGGUUAUGUCUGAAAUGAAGAAUUGUGUAAUUGGGAUUUGUUCCAAACUUGGAAGGAUAAGGUUGAAGUCCGGAAUUCACCUUUUUGGGGGCUUAGAUUUGUUGUGGUCCUGUGUUUCUGAACACCAUUUUGCAACACGAAGGUUAGGGUGGUUUAUGAUUAGUUCAAUUAUAAAACUUAUUUGUUGUAUUAGAUGACAAGAGAAUUGGACAAACUGUUUCAGAAGAUAGGAGAGAAUAGUAAAGUGGCUACUAUUGACCCAGCAGAGGUAAUUAAUUUAUUGUCUUUUUAUUUAUUGUCAUAAAGUUACCAUUGAAUUGAUGGGAAAGCUGAAAGAAUGGUGGUGAAGCUAGAUGGCAGUGGAAAAUAUUAACAUUAAUAGUGGUCCAUCCGUAAUUUUUCCCUUGUAUUACAACAUUUUUUAGUAAAACUGUUGUAAGAAUGGAUUUGAAGUUCCUGUGGAUGGCUUCCUAUCUCUGAUAAUGCUAAUGAGAUGCUUGCAAAGUUGUCAGUGUAUAGUAUAAGGAUUAUCCCCACGAGGGAUUUUCUGGGUAGAGAUCCUACACCAGCAACAUUUGAUACCGUAAAAUUCCGAAAAUAAGCCCCGGGGCUUAUAUUUUUCAAAGGCCCUUUUUGAGGGGCUUAUAUUUGGAGGGGCUUAUGUACAGAGGGAAAUUUGCGUUUCAAACUCGAUUGGGCUAGCCUUGUAGUUGGAAGUAAAUUUACCGUUUUUGCUUUGUUUUACUUUGUAUUUGAGGGCUAUUUUCCAAGUACAAGCCCCGGGAGGGGCGAUUUAACAGAGGGUUUUUUGCAUUACCAGUUUGGGGGGCUUAUAUUUGGAGGGGCUUAUACAUGGAGGGGCUUAUUUUCGGAAUUUUUUGGUAAUUCAUUAGCAGGCUGCCCACUCCAGAUACAGAUACUCCUUCGUUCCUCUUGGGUGUCUACUUAUGGAAACUUUUACUGUUGUGUGUUAAUGAAACUUUGUCAAUGAUAAUCUUCUUUUCUGUUUAGGCUAUAAAAACCAAGCUGUUUCCACAUCAGAAAAGAGCUCUUGCUUGGAUGGUUGCUCGUGAAAACUGUAAAGAACUUCCACCCUUCUGGAAGGAAAGAAAGGCUGGUAAAGAGAUUCAGUACUUUAACACAGCCACAAACUUUGCAACAAGCAAUCGACCAAGCUGCUUGCUGGGUGGAAUUCUUGCUGAUGACAUGGGUCUUGGAAAGACUCUGGAAGUUAUUUCUCUCAUUAUCACAAAUUUUUACAAUGGGAAGCCACUAGUUACUUUGGCAGAUAAGAAAGCUGGUACAGCCAAGUCUUUGAAGGUUAGUAUCUUAUCUACAUGUAGGUAUGUAAUUUUUUUGUCCAUUUUUUGCCAGGUCAUUCUCUCAUCCAUCAUUCUAUAUGUGAGUGCUAGUGUCAUUUCCCUAAUACUUAUUCCUUCAAGCUACACUUUACUGCUGUACUGUUUCACUUAUUAGGUUUGCAUCUUUUUCCUUUACAAAUUUAGUUGUUUUUUUUUCUAUAUAUAUAUAUUAUUUUCCAUGGUUAAAAGAAUAAGUAUUUGUAAUUAAUUUUUUUUGUCAAUAAAUAAAUAAAUAAAUAAAUAAAAAAGAAUUGGUUAAGCUACUGUCUUGAGCAGUCAUAUCACAUUUGGGAAAGCAUUAAUUAUUGUACCCUUGGUUACUGUACAUAACAACAUGGGAAAUAUGUUCCUUUUCCAUUUACAGAGACAGAAAUGAUGUAAUCUUUGUAAUGAUCAGGUACUAAUAACGAGUUCCUAAUGAUCACUUAUUCCCUCUUUUUAGCGUAAAACUAAGCGACCUAAAUGUAGAAGCCAGAGAAAGACAAGAAACCACAAAAGAAAGGAUGAUAAUUUUGUGCAAGAUGACGAUGAAAUAGAUGAAGUUAUUUUGGAUGAUGAAGAUGAGGAGGGUGAUAGUGAUGUAGGUGAUGAAGAUGAUGAUGAAUGUCCUGGUGAUGUUUCAUUUAACAUGACUGGAAAAGAAGAUCCUGAUUUCAGUCCUGGUAUAGAUGCUGUCAAGAAGGAAGCUGCAGCUUUACCAACCAGGAGAUCUUCCAGGUUGGUUAUUCCUUUUUCGCUUACCAUAAAUCUUCUAUUUUAUUCCCCCCCUCUAAAAUAACCCCUCUCUCUCUAAUAAGCCUUUUCAGGGGAAGACAGUUAGUAGGCCACCCUCUCUGUUAACCCUCCCCCCCUCCCCUUCCCUGAUUAUUCUCCACUAAUAAAAUUAAUGAUAGACUGUAUUAAUCAAUGACGACUGUAAAACUUUGUGUGAACUGAUCCAGGAUGGCUUAUUGCCAACUGGAAGUUUGGAUUCUGAUCCUUGCAUGCAUGACCUCCAAACUUCUUGUACUUGAGCUUUUCCACUUUGUAUUCUAGUUAUUUAUGGAAAACGGAUACCAUUGUCUUUUCUAAAUUAAAUAAGCCUCCCUUCAGAUGGGCUUGAAAUAAAUAAGUCCCCUUGAGGACUUAAUAUAGGUAAUAGGAUUCACACUUCAGUUCAGUUUUUCAAUUCACACUUUAUAUUAUAGUAUUUACAUUUAUAAGAGAGCUAGUAACCUAAGAAUAAUUUAAAGUGCAACUAACCCCCAAAAAUGUUUUUCGCUAAAUGAAAUCUCCUUAUUUUUCUGAUUACUUUUGCGAAAAAAUUAUCGUGAUUGACAAAAUCCUCGCGUUUCCAUGGCUGUUCAAAGUUAGGUCCCUUGUGUCCCAUUACCGAGGUUCGUGGGAGCUGGGUACGAAUGUUGUUGUGACGUCAUCGAAGGAGGACAUCUGCCGCGAACUCAUGAGUAAAUGACCGAGAAGUGCGAAAGGGAAAAUCAUUUUAACUGAUUUUAAGCGAGCGGGAUACUAAAACGACCAAAAUUCAACGGAAUAUGUCUUUAAGUGAUUCAAGUUCUGAGGGAAGUUUUAAUUCAGAAGAUUCUCAGCCAAAUUUGGCCGAAGUGGAAGAUGAACGAAGUGAUCGCGAGUCGCAAGUUUCAUGCCGAUCAACCCUUGGCUGAUGAAGAAUAGCUAAAAAAGUACGAAGAAGAAGUUGAUGAAACAAAUAAGCUAGAGCAAGAACUACGGGGAAGACUUGAAGAAUCAGUUCAAGUGGAUUCUUGGUGAGUGUCGGCAAAUUUGUAGUAUGAUCGUGUGAAGAUCGAAGUAAAAGCUUAUGUAAAUAAUCGAGUACUUGCUUGUUUGGCGGCGUGAUUGCUGUAAUGUAUGAUGAGAGUUGUUAGCUGUCGCUACAAAAAGUGUUAUUUUUGUAUGAUUCUAGCUACCUUGAUUGUUAUAGGUGUUCCUGUGGAAACUGCAGCCGUGUUAUCCUUCAGAAUUUGAGCGAGUGCUACUGCUGCCGGGAGCUGUAGUUGGUUGCAAAGAAGCCAUGUGUAGCAAAAGUGUUCUUGAAGAUAUUCAACUCGAAACGGCCUUAAGGUGUAUCACACAACAUCCUGGUUUUGGUCCUGUCUGCCUUCAAUAGUGGAGCUUACGUAUGGCUGGCGAACGUGUCAAUACCAAAGCCAAACAGAGAUAUAAACAAACUGGAACCGAAGAAAGGUGAGAUAGUUUUUGUUAUUUUUGUACCGCAUUGGAGUCAAAUACGAUCGAUAUGGUACACACUCGAUUUGAAAACAUACAAAUUCUCCGAAAUUCAAUACUUUUCUUAUUGUCUUUUUUUUUUACAGUUACUUGCGUAGCAUUGCCUACAGGGAGUUUUCCAGGCUUUUCUACAAGCGAAUUCCUUGUCCUGCGUGUGCUUACACGGAAAUAAGAAAACAAUUUCCUGUUGGCAGAGAUGAAACCUACACUGGAUUCGAACUCGACGAAUUCAGAUGAUUAAGUAAACUUUUUAGGCUUUUUCCCUUGUAAAUUAUUCUGUUAUUAAAUUGUUGAUCAUCUGUUUAAUUGUCUGUUUUACUUCAUCUUUUGUUGACGUAAACAGUAGAUUCAUUUUGAACUGUAGCUUUUACCUUUUCCUUUGAUGUACAAUUUUAUACAUUUCAAUAAGCAUGUAAUAAACAAGGACUAGUGAUAAAUCAACAGGUGGGGUGUUCGCCCGGGGUGUACUCAGCAUAAUGGCCUAUAAAGGAAGGCUCUGCCUAAAAGGGGUAUCUUUUUCUGGCUUCAGUAUAUGAAAGGGUAGGGAUUUUACACGUUGAAGUAUAUCAAAGGGAAAUCUGUCAUUUGGGUCUGUGAAAUGGCUAGUAGGGCUCACAAAUGAAUUUUAUGGCUUUAUAAAGUCAAGAAAACGUUCUAUUUGUGUGAUUGAUUCCAAUUUAAAAGACAGUUCAUUUAAAGCGGUCAAAAGAGAUGCAAAGUUCUAAACAAGGUAUGUGAAAGGGGUACCAAAUGUCAAUAGAAUUGAAGAUAUACAAAAGGGGCACCUUUUUCGUGAAAAUGGUAUAUAAAAGGGUAAGGGGUUGGACCUUGGGGUGGAACCUCCCCACAUAAAAAUUUGUUGAGUACCACCCCAGGGGUGUUCGUUGUAAAUAAUAAAAAACUCAUUAUGCAAUGAAAAUUUAUUUUUGCCUGCCAAAAGAGGCCACUGCUAGCACAAAACUUUUUUCCUCUCCAUUAUGAAAAAGGGCAAUCUCCUAUAGCCCCUUGUUACGAGAGAAAGAGAGAUCAGGAGAUGUGUCACUGAUAAGAGAAGGUCAGGUCCCCAAAUCCCCUAGUUCUAGACACAACUACCCUAAAUCCUCUAUUAAGCCCCCCCGGGGGGCUUAUUUUUUUCAAGCACUUUUGAGGGGGGGCUUAAUAGAGAGGGGGAGCUUUUUUAAUUUAGCAAAACGCAUCACCUGAGCAAAAAUACCGUGGUAUGAGACAGAGUAGACUAAUGCGUUGUACAAUUGCAGUCACUGUCAAAAGUAUUUAAUUCUUCAAAAAUGUGCUUUCGGCCUCAUGUUCUUUGGUAAUUUUUAUGAGAAUUGUUACUUGUAUUGAUUUGUUGUACACAACUUACAAACGAAAAUCUCUGGAAAACUCCUCUUAUAUUUACAUUUUUUAUCUCUUACAUUUAAAUGUUUCAUAUAAACAGCCUUGAAAUUUAUGAUACUAUAAUACUAUAAGAAAAUGGUGACAAUUGUCCACAGAGAACUAGAGCGCAAAGUUGAGAAAGUUAAGUAUAUGAAGUUGGAGGUCAUGUGGCCGAAGACCAAAAACAAUAUGAACUUCCAGCCUGAAUAAACCAUAACUGAUCAGUCCACGUUAAUUGUUUUGUGAAGAAUAAGGAUUGGGGGAGCGGGGGGCUUAUUAACUUUCCUCCUCUGAAAAGGGGGGGCUUACUAGAGGAUUUACAGUAUACACACAGCCCACUGACUGGUUGGUUUCAAUUUAUUUCCCACCAAAAUCCUUUGACUUUUCUUUAAUAUUGCUGGUAAGCUUCCUUAAAGAGUUAUUAUUGCCAACCAACCUUCAAGGCUAAGCAUAAUUUGUACGAGAAUUCUGAUUUCUAUUGCAAAAGGAUAGAUAUAGCUGACCAGUUUUGUCUGUAUAUACAUAGACCACAAUUCAAUCACAAUACACACAUGUAUAUACGUAGUAUAACUCAAAACUUGUAUCAGAAUAGUUCCCUACAGAAGCUCAACAGAGACAAUAUUCACUAUGGCUUUUAAACUUCUAGCCUUAUUUCUUAUUCUUUGGACAGUCUUCAAUAUUCUUGUGUCCUUUCAUGGGAUUUUUGCAUGCAGAGCAAUAGCGAGCUUUCUUGGGGCCAUCUCUGGGAGUUUUCUGGGUUUUUUUUCCCUUUUUCUUGUAUUUGAACUCGUGCUUGCAACUGGUUCAUCAGGAACUAGGAAAAAAAGUAAAUUGAAUACAGUACAAUUCAGCACCUCCUCUAAAGGUGAUAGAAAGGGUUGUGAGGAUGAAAAUCUUUACUCCUUUUUCCACAAAAUUCAUUUCUUUCUCCAAUUUUUAUAGAAAAUAAUCUACAUAAUAUAUUAUAAACAGAAAAGAUUACUACAGUCAAAUACACAAAUUAUGCAGUUGUGAAAAGAAAGCCUGAAAAAAUUCAGGCUUACAGGGAUUCCAACCCUGAUCUCUGUGAUACCAGUGUAGUCCCGGUGCAGGUUGAAAUUGAAAUGAACUGCUGCAAGAAUAUGCCUGAAAACAAAAACAGGCAAUAUUUUCAAUAAAGAGGUUAUACAGACUAAACUACAAAAACGUAAUAUCAUUCAAUAAUGAAGGGAUUGGAAUAACACUUUGUGAACAAACGUUCUGGAUGUUUUUUCUUCCAAAUCAGCUAAAAAAUUUUCUAUGUGGCCUCUAAUUCAACAGAAAAACCUUGCCCUGCAUUUUUUUGCCAGUUUUAGCUUAUUUUGCAAGAAAAAAUGUAUGCAAAAAAUGCGUCGACCUUUUUUUGUUAAAAUAGGAAACAAAAGAAACCUAUUAAGUUCUUUGUUUAGCAAAAUCAGCGGAGCGGGAGAUUAUUCUUACCAGCAAUACAUUCCAACAUAAGGGAGCGGUCAUUAACUAUUGGGGGGGGAGGGCUGGUAAAUUUUGGGGGAGGGCUGUGUUUUUUUGGGCGCCCAUUUGGGGUGGGCCAUAAUUUUAUGGGCCCACGUUUUAUAGGGGAGGGUUACAAUUUCUGGGCGCCUUUUAUUAAAACUUUGGGCGAUGUGCACAAAUGGGUUUUGUGCUAUUGACUUUAGCAUGGCAAGAGAAUCUUCAUAGAAUCGUAUACUCAAAGCUUAAUUGCACAGUGAAAAAGCUCACACCCAGAACAAUUUUAUAAACAUCACUUGAUUUAUUGUUAUUUUAAAAAAUCAACAAAUUCUGGUAUGCUAUAAAACUCAAUCAGUCUUAAACAGUAACGGUAUCAAACAUAUUGCCAAUGUCCAGUGAAGAUGUAUAAACGACUACUCAAUGGGCUCAUAGUAAGGAGUGCAUUCCAUUGUGUUCCAGUAGGGGCCAAUGUCUUCUGCACUGCUGCUGUCGAUGCUUCCACUGCAGUAAAGACACUUCCCGAAUCCUCCUCCUGACAUUGUUCAGUUACAUCACUAUCAUCGGCCCCGUCAUCGCUAUUUCUUUCACUGUCUUUGCUGUCAUUGAUGCUACUUAGGUUGUCUUGGUCGCUACUUUCAUCGCCGUCACUUGCAUUAGAGCUACUCUCACUUUCAGAAAACCCUAACAUUGUUCUAAGCUCUGAUUUCGCGCGCUGUCAAAAAAAAAAAAAGUUCGCACUGAUCAAACAUCAAAGCUACCGCCCAUUUCUGCUCUCUUUUCCAAGUUCUUUUACGAUGUCUCCGCACAAAUCCUCCUUCUCACAAAUCUUACCCUCCGACCAAUCAGGCGCAAUCUUCUUGAGGACCUCAGUCGUCCUGGCCACAUGCCUCGCCUUUUUUCCGCUUCACACUCUUUUGGGUAUUUUGUUUCCUUUUUCUUGAUUUUCUUUUCAUUGCAGAAAAGGGGUGCUUAAAUGCUGCUUUGCAGGUUUGUUGGAGCUGACUUAGACUAGUUAUUAAAGUGUGUAAUUCAUUUCUAAAACCCUGCAAUUCGGUUAGCUUUUGCUCAUCAAAGUCAUGUGCAGUUUUAUGUCCUGUUAAAACUCUACCUGAUGAAUGGAUUGUUCUUUCUAAGUGUUCCUUUAGGUUUUUUUGUAAAGUUUCGAUUGAAGUUUCGACCCUCUUUAUGUGUAACAUGUUCUGCGUUAUGGUCGUUGAAUCAUGCGGCUUGAGAAUGUGGUUUUCUCUUAGAAGAAAUCCAGCCUUAGAAGGAUCCUUUACAGAUUUCAGUUGCGCUAAUUGCUCUCUAAUUUUUUUUACCGCCUUCUCAUUGGAACGCUUCAUCAGUCACCACUAUGAAGUGGGUGAUCUCUACAUGGAAUACACCAGAGGAAGUUGCAAAAAAACAAUAGGUAAUUGGCAAAGCUUAGAUUGAACAUAACAGUUACAUUUUUAAAGAGUAUUUUUAAGAAAUAUAUCCAUGAUUUCUGGGAACAAUAGAUCACACAGUACAUUUAUCAAUGCAUCAUAGAAGAUUAGCUGUAUUAUUUCCUCGGUUAUUUGUAGGUCAGUUGUGUGAGUUUUGUAAAGGCUCGAGGCCAGUAACAUCAGAGGUGGCUCGUGUCAGGAGGCCCUUUCCUGAUUACAACCGUGAAGGACUACACUAUUGUUCUCUAGAGGAAACGCCAAGCGAAGGUAGAGAGGUGGAUGAUUAUCAGCCAAGAGUAGUGCUCAGAAAGUUGUUUGCUGAGGGUAAGUUUCUGCUAAGCGAGAAUAGGAAUUAACGUCUUUUUGUACAAUCCACAUUUUUAAUAUCGUGAUACCACCAGGUAUUCAGUUUUUCUUUGUCCCCUGCUCGUGUCAUGUUGAUUAUUUCACCUUAUAAAACAUGUAUUUAUUGUUACACUUUUUGCCUUUGAUGCAUGAUGCAGGUAAAAUGAAUGACGAUGAUGCCAUAGAGAACUUCAGCAGGAAAUAUGUUGUUGAGAAAAGGCUAGUCAAGCAAUAUCUGGACCAUCUUCUGGAACUAGAGAGGAAAAGAAACAAGAGGACAGAAAGCAGAAAGAAAGCGAACCUGGAAGAGAACCGAAAAUCUUUUGCAGAUUACAACUGGGAAGCAAUGUAUCGAGAAGGAACGCUAAAGAAACUGAAAGUUAAGAUCUUAGACCUGUAUGUCAUGGAAAGGAAGCUAAAGCAUUCCAAAGGAGCACUGAAGCAAGAAAAAUAGACCUCAUAACCAUAGACAUUGCUAAGAAGAUAAUUGAAGGUAGCGAAAAAUCUCGAUGACAGCGAUUGUGACGAUGAUGUUGAUGAUGACAUUGAUGAUGGCAAUGAUGAUGGUGUCUUGGACGAAAUCGGAGAGGAUGAUAGCGAUGAUGACAUCAGUGAGGAUUCUGAUGAGGACCAGGAGGAAGACGAAUCGGUCCAGCAGGAAAAUAACUUUGAAAAUCUUUUGCACACCACACGAUAUGGCCGAACUUGCAGGACCUGGAGGGGUCGAGCAAGAGCUGCGGACUUCUCUUGAAUAGAGACAGCUCGCUGAUCCGUUAUUAAAUACGCACAAUUUGUUCACUCUUGAAAUUGACUACAAAACAGGAAUUCAAUGAGUAACAACGGGCUGUUUAAUGUACGGGUUCCCUUUACUUGGUGAACCAUUGGGUUUUGUAAAUAGUGUAUUAAAAUAGUAACACUUUUUUCUUAUUCCAGUGAAAUAAUUGUCUCAAAAUAACGUUCGUAAAAAAAUCAAAAGUUUUUCACAGGGGAGGGUUACAAUUUUUUGGGCUCACAUUUUAAAGGGGGCCAAGAUUUUUGGGCUGUUAACCUGAGAGGGGCUAACAUUUUUGGGCUCUAACCUUUGAAAUAAUACCGACCCUCCCCCCCCCAAUAGUUAAUGACCGCUCCCUAAGAAUAUGCUAUCAUCUGAAUAUGGCUGCCCGGAAAUCUUAGCUUUAAUACUACGUACAGAUUUAAAUAUCCUACCUUAUCGUAAAGACUGGUCCAUCUUCUGCUUUGAUUUAGCCGACGACCUUGUUCCCUUUAAAACUAAGUCCGCGAAAACUCGCCUUGAAAAUGAUGGGCUCCUGAUCGUUGAUCACUAGAUCAAAAGUUCCAUUGUUUUUAAGCGCGCACGCUGUAAAAAUGGUUGGCUCCUAUUUAGCUCUCCUCUGCUGGACAAAGUUCACCCAUUUCCGUCCUCUUUUAAUGCUUUCCUCGCGUGAGUCAUAAAAGACAGGAAUUCUAUGAAGCCCGAUACCUCUUUGGGGAUCGGCUGUUCUGCUACAACCGAAAACAGCACAGGCGUCGGGCAUGAUUCCAGAAGAAGAUUUCAAGAGAAGUCUGUGUUGCUCGCGAAGGUUGAGCUCCUUCGAUGACGUCACAAUAACACUCGGACCCAUUCUCCACAGAGCUCGGUAGUGGCCGCAAGAACCGCCAAAAUUUGAAACUUUGAAAAAUUAUAAAAAAAAUAAGGAAAAACGCUAUGACCAAAAUUUUUUCCUACAAGUAAGCAGGAUGAUAAGAAAGAAGAUUGCGUUCAGCGAAAAAAAAAUUGGGGGGUUAGUUGCACUUUAACUGUAGUCUGCAUAGCAAGCAUUUCUGCGCUGGUACAGUGGAACCUCAAUAUAACGAACCUCUAUAUCACAAAGUCCUCAGUAUAAUGAAUGAUUUUCUUUACCCCAAUAAUAGUAAAAUAUAUAGGAAAGAAUCUCGAUAUAACAAAACGUCAUUAUGGUGAGUACUAUUUGCCAGUCCCUUGGCCCUUCAUUAUAUCAAAGCUCCACUGUUUGAGAGCAUAAAAAAGGAACGAGACUUGUCAUAGAACAUGCAGUUUGUUACACAACAUACCAUUACUGAUUUCAAUAUUAUUAAAAUAAAUUACUGCACAUGCAGGUCCGCCAAGAGAACUGUAAGGUAUGUUGAAGCAGACAUAGAAAGUGGUGAUGAAAACAGUGACAUUGAAGAAGUGAGUAAUGUUUCUGCCAGUGCUGCAACCAAGAUCCAAAUUCCCUCUCCAGUCAAGAAACAAAAGGUUUCAACAAAGCCAAAGUUGACAGAAGCAGAAGAUGCUGAGCAGCCAACUGUAAAGGAAGGUGAUCUUCUAAAAAGUAGCAAAUCUAAGACAGCCAAGAAGAGGGGAAGGAAGCCAGCAAGCAAGAAGAAGAAAGGAAAAAAAGGUUAAUGCAACUGUCUGAAUAACAAUUUGUAGUAAGUUAUCUUAACAUCAUCUACUAGACCUUGUGUAAGUUGAAACUGAUGGUCAAUACAUUAUAAUUAUAUUCAUCUGGUGAAGUGGUAAGUGGAGUUAGGAGUAGUGUAGGAGGUGGUGGAGAAAGGAGUGGAGUUGGGGGUGUUGUCCUGAGUGGAGUUCUGUGAUUUUGUUUCUUCUACGUCCUGCAUCCCAGAUGCAUAAAAUGCACCAAAGAUUAGACUGCGAGCAGUCCGUCUUUUCUCUUAAGAUCUGUCGAGUUCUCAGAUGGGUGCGUUUGGCACUGAAAACAUUUUUACGCCCUUGUUUCUCGUGGCUUGCGGCUUGCAACGUCAUUUGGCAGGGAAACCAAUGGUAGCGUCACCAAAUGUUGGCUGUUUUCUCGGGUAAAGGACACUUCAGCUUUUCAAAGACUCAAUGUAGCAUAGUUGAACCUGUGUGAGUGAACACCUCUCUUAAGCAACUUCCUCCCAUGUGCGAACAUCUAUCCAAAACACUCCUGAGCCUGGGGGUUACGGUUUUAUGAUUUUCCUUUAUUUUUAACCUAACAUUUUGGGUGGUUGCUUACAGGAGGUUCACUGUAUUGCAUUUGCUUUUCUUGCUGAUUAAACAGGCAAGCAUGAACCUGCAUCUGUCACUACUGUGGAUUUAACAGAGGAGGAAACUGGUAAACCACCCUUACCAUUGCUCCCUCAAGAUGCUGAAGUCAAAGACACACCCUCACUUCCCACAGGUAAAAGUGAAAUCACAAAUGUCUUGUUGUUCGUGGUGUCUCCAUCUUAACUUCUUUUAAGAAAACUUUCACAUGGCUGUCUGUCCAUUGGUGCUACAUCAAUAAUGAACUUACUAGUUAAUGCUACAUAGCAAAAUGGUCUUAUGCCUUACACUAAUUUUACUGGCAGUUAAGGUCACAACUUCUGCAGUUGUGAAAAAAGACAAAAAAAACUGGCGUGACGGGCUUCAAACCCUUACCUCUGCCCUCUCUAAGAUAGACAACGGACAAUUUUGAAACUUUCAGUGGACAACUGGAAUGUGAUUUAUGUAGUGAAAAAUACCUCAAAAUGGAAGUGUGAGUUGUAGUUGUAGUCUUGCCCCAGUUUGUAGACCAUGAAGCUGUGAACAUUUGCUUGUGGUGAACGUUUGAUUGCACAAUGAGUUUUGAUAACAAUUCCACUUUUCUGUUACAAUGUUCCAGUUUCAGCUGUUUCAUACAAGUUAAACAGUAUUACUGGUGUCAGGUUACCUCGACUCUCUAUAAGCCAGACAUCUUUAUAAGAUGGACAGUCAGGGCUGGUCCUGAAAGUGUUCAUCUUAGAUAGAGUUGACGGUAUGUGGACGUCAUACAUUUGAAAUGUAGAAUGAAGGAAUAAAUGUAAGGAAGAUCCUCGCAGUUAAAGAGCACUACACGGGUACUGAAGAGAUCAGAAUUAGAAUCCUGGUACGCUAGAUAAAAUUUCAGGCUUUCUUUUCACAACUGCAUAUUAAGUUUGGAACCAGUGGAAUUUCCCUGCAUAACUGUUUCAAGUUUUUUUUCUACAUUCUGCAAUUCAAAUUUAUGAAAUUCAUGUGUUCAUUAUUUCACUAAUAACAUUAUAGUAUGUUACUAUAUAUCUACAUCCACGAGUGACCAAGCAGUGGUUUUGUUUUUUGUCUCUAUAGCUACAACAAAUACUACAUCAAGCCAAAGUUCGUCACUGCCUCAAGUUCCUCCUCCUGUCCCUUCUGCUCCUGAAAAGGCUGCACCCCUUGGACCUAGACCUACAUUGGUGAUCUGCCCUCUCUCUGUACUCAGUAACUGGCAGGUAAAAUUGAAACACCAACCCACAGACAGCUGCCACAGAGUAUGGCCUUCACGAAAGCUUGUAGAGAUAGGCCAGAUACUUUUUCAAGAAUUUUUGGAAGGGGAGAAAAACAAGUGUGCGGACUAGUUUGUCUAGACACUUGUAAAGUUAGGAAAUCUGAAAAAUAGGUUUCUUUACUACAGGGAAAAACGAACGCAAAUUUUGUUGUCAAGUAGAAACAAGUAUUUAAUUUAUUAAUGAAAUCGUUUCUACCUUGUUAAAUUUCAUUGAAAUAUUGUAAAUCAAGGGCGUGGUGAGUCAUUGCAUCCUUUUCAUUUUUAUUGGGAGUAGGCUGUGGUACAUUGUAGGCAGUUUGACUCAGAUGAGAAAUGCCUGACUGAACUAGUAUACACUUAAUGUCAGUUCCGGAGGGAAACAGUUAGUUUUGUUUUCCAGGACUCGAGGAAAACUGGCAGUGUUUUUCCCGCCUUCUGUCAUGCCGCUUUCCACCAUGCCUUGAUCACGUGCUGUAAUGUUUCCUGAGCCCGGUACAUUGCUUAAUAUAUCACGAUCGGGAUACAUUUGAUUUUAGUCAAGGCCAUGUGACCAAGAAUCAGCCAAUGUCUAUCCCUGUUUAGUUGAGUGAAAGUCUAGGAAUAUAACAGUAUAAUUUAAUUCUAAUAAUUUCGUCACAACCAAAAUGUUCACUACUACUGAUUGAAGUCCUUUUCUGAGAAAAAGUACUCACAUUUUUUUUAUUUUGUUUUUGCUCAAGGACCAGUUUGAAGCUCAUGUUCACGAGGACUUGCUUAAUGUGUACACCUACUACGGCUCUGAACGCACCAAAGACACCAAACUCCUUGCUGAGCAGGAUGUUGUUCUUACCACCUAUCAGACAUUAUCUUCUGAAUUUUCUAAGGUGUGACCUUACAUACACAUGCAUUUCUUUCUUGAGAAGAGUAUGCUAGAAUCCGGCUGGGUGCAACAAAAUAUACCAGCCACUGCGGCUAAACACACUGCGGAAUUUCCCUCCCACAUUCUGAGUGGUUGGACCCCAUUUAGCUUCCCGCUUGCUACUCGCCGUGCGCACGGCAGCGAGAGUUUUGCGCGGGAAAAUAUUCAAAGCGACUCGACUGACUGGCCAUUUUGAGGUUGUGCGAAAAAGACUGGGACUGGGUCGGUGUUUUGUCAAAUUGCGCCAUGGGACUGUUUUUGGGACGUCAUCAUCAGUCAUGGCUUCAAGAGAGAGAAUUCUGAAAACGAGCCUGCUUCAUUUAUUGGCUGUUACGAGGUUGCGUAGGAAACUGGAUCGAAAUUUGUCCCCCAAGACAAACAGCCCUAGCAAUUCAACAAGCACAACCAAGCACAAACUCAAAAAUGGUCGUUUCGUUUGAAAGUUUUCUCGUUUUCCUGGUAAAUUUGUCCCGGUGAAAGCGGUCACACACACGGUUCUAUUUUUUCUCGAAGCAAAAGACCUUUUUCUCCGAUAAAAAGCUGAAAAACAAGACGCAGCUUUUCUUUGAGGAUAUUUAAUUUCAGAAGUGAUUUUUCUAUUUUAUUCAGGGAAAAUCACCGCUUGUGAACACGGUGUGGUUGAGGGUUGUUCUUGAUGAAGGUCAUGUCAUCCGCAAUCCCAGCGCCAUGAUGUCCAAAGCCGUACAUGCACUGAAGGCCGACCGCAGAUGGGUUGUAACUGGGACUCCUAUCCAGAACUCCAUGAAGGACUUAUUCUCCAUCAUCAGCUUUUUGAAACUGGAGCCGUUUACCGACAGACAGUGGUGGAGACGAACAAUGGAACGGCCGAUCAGUGAGGGCGAUGAGACUGCACUGGGGUAUAGCCAUUUUCAUUCAUACAACAAUUUUUGGACCUUGAAAUGAUUUAAAAGUCUGUGAUUUGAUUGGUUUGACGGCUAUCGAAUACGCACGCAUAGGCUUUUGGUUGGUUCAGCGAACUUUCUAGAAGUCAGUCAACACUUCGCUUUGGCGUCUUUAUUUCUGUUUUCAGCAAAACUAUUGGAGAGAAUCGAACAGUGCUUAAAAUUCACUGAGGCUUUCUUUGGAGCCAAGCGAGUAACUUCCUGAAUCAUGUACUCGUGUCCCGGCGUUUUCACCGACCAUUUAUUUUUAGCGUUUUUUUAAUUUUUAGCAAGAAUUUGGCGCCAAUUUAGACCAGUCUUCAAAACCUACAGACCUAAAAAUGGUAUUUUUGACCUUAUGGCGUUUAGUUUUCCUUUUUGAUAUAUUUCACUUCGAAUUCACUCAUAGACGGAGCGCACCUUCCUUUUUCGCAGGGAAAAGUACACUAAAAUGUAUCUAAAAAUAAACCUGUCUGUGAAAACGCCGUGAUAUACAUUUAGGCCGAAUAAAUUAUGGCAGAUGUUCGCUCCGGGUUAUGGGCUUCUGGUGCUCUAGAGUUUUGAUUCCAAUGUAAUGCGCUGUAUGCCCUUUACCUUUUGUAAUUUGUACUUUUUACCCUGUUACAGACGUUUACAGUUGCUCAUGAGGAGCAUUGCUAUGCGGCGUACCAAGACUCAACAAGUGGACGGAAAGCCACUGGUGGAGUUACCAGACAGACAGGUGUUUAUACAACCAGUUGAGUUGUCACUUGAAGAGAGAAAGCUGUACGACUCCAUGGCGAAAGAGGGAAGGCUGGUCAUUGGAAAGUAAGUAUUUUGUAACUGAAUGCAGUGGCGGGUCCAGGGGAGGGGCCCGAGGGGCCCGGCUCCCCCCCCUUAUUUUUAGACCAAAAUGGUCUCCCAAAAUUAUUAUUUUGGGGGACCACCCCCCCACCCCUUAUGUAAGGGUCUGCAUGACCGGGACCCCCCUUAUCUCAAGGUCUGGAUCCGGCACUGGAAUGUGUUUCACUCUGCAACCUCAAAACGCUUUUGAAGCCUCUUUUUAAAGCCACUCACUAUAAUUUUCUUCUAGCCUGUUUACAGACCCUCUAUCUUUUCUUGAGAGAUCGCUGAGAGCGCGUUUGAAAGUGACAUUUUAUCCAUGGUUCGUACAAUCUUGAAAAGGUCUUGAAUUUUAGAGGUCGUUUUGAAAAGUCCUUGAAUUCGAUUAAGGUCCGUGAAAAGUACAUGAUUCCUUUAUUAGGUCUUGAAAAGUCCUUGAAAUUAACUCGCUUGUUUACUCCACACAUUUUCUGUGAAAUUACAUUAUUUCGCCGAGGAAAAUUUGGCUCAUCCUCAGUGUAAGAACCUGCUAAACUCACGGGUAACGUAAAAACAUAUUUGUGCAUGAACAAUAUUUUAUUUUCUGUUUCUUUAAACAUUUCAAAUGCUGCUUCUACCUCAGAUGCAAUUGCCAGUCAUACCCAGUGACUGUUGCCACUGUUGCCAUUUUGCCAAGUGUUGUUACGGAAAGUAGUAUGAAAUAAUGUGAUCAACGUAAAUGAGUCCAUUCAGUGGUUUAGCCAAUAAGGUGUUCAAAGUGGGUUAAAGAAUACCGAUUUAUUGAAUAAAUCUUAGUCCUUGAAAACUGUAAUUUGUUUUUCAAAAGUCCUUGAAAUUUGUUUUCCUGAAGUUGUUUGAACCAUGUAAUUAUCAUCUUAUCCCAUCUUCAGGUAUUUCAAGUCUGGUACUAUUCUUAACAAUUAUGCCGAUGUGCUAGCAAUUCUGAUGAGGUUACGUCAACUUUGUUGUCAUCCUAAGCUGUGCGCCGCCGCUGCUGCUUUGUCCGCUACUGAAAGUAAGUUUCGUGAUGUCAUAAGCCCGCUAGAAGGCUCACUAAUUUGAAGUAUCACGCGUUUAUCUUGGUGGCCGCUUGUGCGAGACUGCGACAAAAGUGAGGCUUACUUUUUCUCUCCCUUUUCUUCUCGCCGGCUUUAUCAGAUCACGAGAUUCCUCAAAUAAGCGAGCCUGAUCGCAGUCUGUGAAAUUGCCAGUCCCAAGUAACACCUUCACCCUUACUGUCUGGCAGCUGCAUUCCUAUACCUUAAGGUUCCGAGUGCUGUAACUAAGAUCACUUUUUUUGUGACAGUAUACGGAUCCGAACUGUCUCUAACUCAAACUUGAGGGGAAAACAAUAGUUAUCUAUACAUUAAAGGAUGUUUGGAUUUCGGACACAAUAAAUACUAUAAAAAUGUUAAUGCUUUAGCUGGACUUUUUUUUAGAGAAUUAUUGUUCAUUUGAAGAACUACAUAAAGCACCUGUUACAGUGGUUUCAUCUUAUACCAAGAAAUUUUUUUCUCGUUGUCUUGGUAUCGGAUAGAACACUGCGUUCCGUACUUGAUUUAUCGCGUGAAGGAUUGUGGUUUACGUGCGAAUUCGAGUGACUCUGUAAAAAGCUGCCUGGUUCAAGAAAAAUCUGAUUGAAAGAUCAUCACGAUUGCGAACUCAUAUCAAAAUGUUUUUGCUCCAAACAGACUGUUCCACCCCUGAAGAGCUUCGAAAGAAACUUGUGUCCACGUUGAUUACCCUGUUGAGCUCGGGCGCAGACGAAGAAUGUCCGGUGUGCCUGGAUUCCUUGUGCACUCCAGUCAUUACACACUGCGCGCAUGUGUUCUGUCGGAGAUGUAUUGAGGACGUAAUCAAGACUUCGGAGUUGAAUCCUCGUUGUCCCCUUUGCCGAGGCUGUAUUGGAAUGGAUGUACUAGUGGAAGUACCCCCUGAGACUGAGGAAUGUAUUGAUGAGACCGAUGGCGAAGGAGAGUGGCACUCGAGCUCCAAGGUUUGAUUUCUCACAGGGAUUACCAACACUUAGAGCUAGCCAGCAUGUGGCCCGUUUCACGAAAGUCCCACAGUUACUUUUCGGGUCCGAAAUAAAAUAUUCAAACCAAUUCUAAAGAAUGAAAACGCACAUCCUAGCCAACCAACCAGCCCAUUUUGUUUUGUGAAGUGAUAGUUCCAUCAUGUCAUCUGCAAAACCGUUGAAACCUCUACCUUAAAAAUAAACAACAAUAGCUUUCCGGGCACUGUAAUUAUUAGGACGUUCGAGGAAGGGCCGCUGACCCGUUAAAAACCCAUGCUAUUUAGAAAUAUUGACUGUUUUGGCUGGGUUUGAGUUCGCCUGUCCACAGACGUUAGGGAACUUAAGUACCAGACGUUUUCUAGGGGGCGACGUCAACCGGAAGUCAAAUUUACUUCCGGUCCACGUUUCCCGCCGACAUGGGCAUUUCUAAUAAGUAGUGGAACAGGACAAUUGCACGAUGACGAUAUUUGACUACAACUACCAGAAUUCAUUUCGGUUUUGCUUUGUUAUUUAAAUUUGUCAAUCCCGCUGAGGAUUAAAGAACGAUAGCCUUAAUUUGCACAAGAAAACAACAAACUCAAGGAUUCUGGAAUUCUGGUAGUAGUAAAAUGACGUAAUCGUGCAAUUGUCCUAUUAACCUUUCCUGCAUGCGAGCAAGCUCCUUAUUUGGGAGAUAUUGUGAAAAGUCACGCGCACGCGCGAGCAGCAAACCGAGAGGAGAAGCAAGAGCGAGGGGCGGGAGAAAGAAAGGAGAGCUUGGAACGAUCUUUAAUCUUUUUUCCAACCUGGAAACCGCAAGAAACCGCAAAGCGUUUAAACUGUCGCCGGAAACAAGAAAUGUAUCAGCCGCCUGUCAGCGUCAGUUACGCCGAUUCCUGGAGAACAAAUUAUUACACUAUUGCACAAAGACAAGAGUUUUUCCUCCUUUUCCUCCGCCCCUAGCUGCUCGCUUCGCUCACCAAAAAGCCGGAGAGCUUGCUCGCAGGCUAUCAAGGCGAGCUUGGGUUCAUAAAGGAAAACGCUUUGGUUUUUAUGUGUGCCACUGGAGUGUAAUGCGGGAGAGAGCCAUAGUUGACACCUUGUGUAAUUUUCAUUUCCAGGUUGAUGCGCUGAUGUCUCUGUUAACCAAGCUGAGAACUGAAGAUCCCUCGGUGAAGAGCUUGGUCAUUUCACAGUUCACCUCUAUGCUCAACAUACUAGAGACCCCUCUAAAAGCACAAGGGUUCAACUUCGUCCGUCUCGAUGGUAAAAUGUCUCAGAAGCAGAGAGCGGAAGUGAUUGAGUGGUUUAAUGAGAAGAGCCCAGAUUCCCCUACAGUAAUGUUACUGUCAAUGAAGGCAGGUGGAGUUGGAUUGAACCUAACAGCCGCUUCCAGAGUGUUCCUUCUUGAUCCUGUAUGUAGAUACACAAUUUUUAUCUUUUUUUAUACUUGAGAGGUGGGGGAUAUUCUUUUUUUUUUAGUUUUGACCGUAGUCAAGUAAACUUGAGUUAAGAGGGAGUUUUAGCAACGACGACGUCGACGGCAACGAGAACGUCAAAACAGCAAUAAGUUUAUUAAGUAAAACAACAAGUUUGCACGUGCAUCACUUUUUUUUUUGUACAUUUCUUUGGCGUAACUGCACGACUACGACGUGAAAAUGCCGCCUAAUUUUGCACUUUAUGGAGGAGGUAAACAAGCGACGACGAAAUUUUCUUUCUCUUUUUAAACUUGAGUGCGGUGCCCAAGAUAUCACCUCCAGGGAAAUUAGCCUACACUAGACAUUUUCCGCGAAUUGGAGUAAACGCGACAAAGUUUGAAAAAACGCUAAUUCAUUUUAAAAGUGACGUUUUUACUGCCGUCGCCGUCGUCGAUGCUAAAGCUCUCUAAUUUCUCCACAGUCAGAGCGAGGAAACGGGCCCUAAAUUGUCCUGUUCAGGGUCCGAAAUUGCGUCUUCCUGGUCGCCAAUGCGACUAAAAAUUUAGUCCUGGCGACCAGAAUUUCAUAGCUGGUCGCCAGCUAGCGACUUGUAAAGCUGCUUGUUAUUGUGGACUUAAACGUUCGGAGAAACUGAUUAAGAAUUGAAACCUCUAAGCUAUUUGCCAACAGCUGUCUUACUUUUUGUCCUGCUGAUAUUUUUUAAUUAAAAGUGAAACGAAUUUUCCUGUAAUAAUGCCUCCACAACAGCUACAAUCAAUACGAGUUGAACGUUUCCAAGCCGCCAUGUUAUGUCAGCUGAAAUACGGUAAGUACGUUAUGUACUUUGUGGACUGGUACCGGGCCACAACUGUGCCACAUAACUCGUACCAGCAACAUGGUGGCUAUGUCUCGUGGUAGUUAUCGGAGGAAAAUAGAGUUUUGAUACGAUCAGUGCAGUCAUGAGCAGACAGCUUUCUGUUCCUACGUUCUAGGCCAGAUAGCUUUACAUGUAUAUCUCCAAAAGUAAUUUGUGGAAAAAAAUAAGACUUCACUCGUACACGUACGGUUGCUUUCUGGUAUCGGGAGCGGAAGUAGUGCAAUUUUUGAGCACAAAAACGUCCAUACCAUGCAUUUUUUAUUCGUGUUGAAACUUUUAUUUGAAAAACUGGGAGGGAGAAUUUUUGGCGACCACAAUUUUCCCUCUGGCGACCAAAAAUUUAUCCUUGAUCGCCAGCUGGCGCUCGUAUUAAAAAGUUAAUUUCGGACCCUGCUGUUUUGACAUCGCAGUCAUGAUAAUUAUUAGCAUCGUCAUCAUUAUAAUUGUCACAAGCAGCGUCAUCAUCAACGUCACGUAGACAACAAGAAGACGCAAAAAGUUUUAAACCUCGCCAAGUGCAAACACCAAACCGGAGAGAUGUAUCGGUAUUUCCGCAAAACAAACAAAGAGUGAUCAACGUCAACUUCCUCCAGCAACAUCCAUACAUCAUCAAGAGGAAAGGUUAUGAGAAUCAAUAAGAUGAUCACCAAAGGGAAAAGGCGUUGGUCUUUUAUCAAAUUCUUUCAACUAAUUCUUACAGGAAUCGAUGGAGAUCGGUCUUGUGUGAAUAUUAGGGCUUAAAGGGUUUUAAAAUUUGUUUGUCAUUCUAGGCUUGGAAUCCUGCCGCUGAGGAUCAGUGUUUUGAUAGAUGCCACAGGUUGGGACAAACUAGGGAUGUUAUUAUUACAAAGGUAGGCUUCCUGUGGUACAACUCCAACAAUCGUAUUAUAGUUACAAACAUAACUCUUAUUUAGUCUUCAAUCUCUCUUCCCUUUUAGCAUUUAGAGUAUUAUAUUUUGUUUUCAAAUGCCUUGUUAGUUGUAUAUCGAUGAAUGUAAAUGAUGCUCUAUCCUCGAACCCUUUUACUUUAAUUUGUCCUGGCCUGCAGACUGACAGUAUCUUGAUUUUGCAGCAGGGCGUCCGCCCUCCUUUUUGAACAUUAACAAUCCCUUUUGUCGGUUUUUCACAUCCAAGAAAUCUCUGUUCGUACGAAUUCAUAAUACUUGUAGCCCAUCGUUUUAUCCUAUACUUAAAAUACUUUUGAAACAAGUUGAUGGAGGGAUUCCUUUAGGCGGAGUAAAACAUAAGUUUCUUCUUCCUUGGAGUCUAAACAUGAAUUCAAGAGCCGCAAUUUUCCUGCAAGUUCUCGCACAACAGUGUUGCGUUAAAAGACGAGUAUACGUCUUUUUACCCACUUUUACUUUACUAGUUUGUUGUGAAAGACUCAGUGGAAGAGCGCAUGCUCGAACUGCAGAAGACCAAGAGAGAACUGAUGGCUGGGGCGUUCAAAGCCAAGUCAUCAGCGGAAGAGAGGAGACAGCAAAGGAUUCAAGACGUCAAAACGCUCAUGGAUUUCUAGCUACGCAAAUUCUUCCCAUUUCAGAUGGACGCGGAGAGCAAAUUUUCGAUAGAUAUAAGACAGAAUUAGCAAAGAUAAACCAACGUUUAAUGAACGCGAG
Porites lobata is the source of this 24712-nucleotide messenger RNA. The record is from the annotation of a GenBank genome assembly. Lineage: Eukaryota; Metazoa; Cnidaria; Anthozoa; Scleractinia; Poritidae.